AUGUUAUACCACGUCACUGCUCAUAAACCAGACUCGGUGUCUUCUGCCAUUCGAGCAAAUUUCACUAGUGCAAGUGAUAUCAAUCUGAUUGUCAGAAUGACGGACGAGUUUUCUACCAAUAUCGACUCAAAUCCCACUGUUCGUAAAUCACUUCGUCUUAUUACAGAUGUUCCCAUCUAUGGUCGUAUAGCCUGCAUUCAUGCAUUUCGUCCAGAGCAUCGUGAUACAGAUUUGAUUUUUGUUAGCACUGAGAGAGGAAGCGUUAUUGUUCUUUCAUUUGAUCAGCAAACACAAAGACUUGUUCCUGAAGCUACUGGCGAUUUUAAUGAUCCGUCGUCUCGUUUGGCUGAUCCAGGACAGAUUGGGUUGGUUGAUCCUCAAAAUCGAAUGAUUGGAUUACAUAUCCAUCAAGGCAAUUUCAAAAUCAUUCCCAUGUUUCAUUCUCAGAUUUCCUUAUCCAGCUGGAAUUUACUUGUCAAUUCAAGCCAAUCUAUUAAAGGAAAAGGUGUUGCUCGACCACCACACCCUACUCUGGCCGUGCUUCAUAUGGAUUCAAAGGAAUCUAGAUACGUUACCCAGUACGAAGUCGUUAUUAAAGAAAAGGCGCUCGUAUUAAAAAGUGCUGCUACAAAGGUUGAAAAUGGCUCUUCUUUACUAAUUCCUGUCCCUCUUGCUGCAGGAGGAGUACUUGUUGUAGGAGAACAGUCCAUUGCUCUACAUUCCCCGUCGCUUCAAAAACCUAUUAUGCUGUCAAUUAAGGCAACAUUGAUCAAAUGCUUCAAUCAAGUCGAUGUUGGAUUCCGUUAUCUACUUGGCGACUAUGAAGGACAAUUGUAUAUUCUUGCAAUCAUUUUUGCAAAUGGCACUGCGCGAGAACUUAAAAUGACUCCAGUGGGCCAGACUGUUCAAGCUUCAAGUUUGACAUAUCUCACAGAUGGAUACCUUUUUGUUGCCUCGCAUUUUGGCGACUCGGAGCUAUAUCUAAUUGUACCGGAAGAUGCAAAUACUGGAAAUGUAUUGACCCUGUGUAAAACCUUUUCUAAUUUAGCACCCAUCAGCGACUUUUGUGUAGUGGAUAUUGAAAAGCAAGGACAGGCUCAGAUAGUUGCAUGCAGUGGUGCUCAACGAGAUGGCUCAAUUCGAAUCAUUCGAAAUGGCAUUGGAGUAGAAGAAAUUGGACAGUUGGAUGAUAUGGAAGAAUUGACUGGCGUAUGGGCAUUAAAGCCGUAUAGUGCUGCACGUCACGAUAAUGUUUUGGUUCUUUCAUUUAUUGGAGAAACAAGGCUGCAAAAGUUGGAUGGCGAUUCAAUGGCUGAGAUGGAUAUGCUGGGCAAUUUCAAGACUGCCGAGCGGACUUUAUGGUGUCAAAAUCUUUCAUCUGACAUGGUUGUUCAGAUUACUUCACAAAGCAUUACGAUCUUGACCAUUGAAGGAUGGACGACUGUUGCUGAAUGGUGUUUUGAUUUAGGAGCAAGUGUUACACACGCCAGUGUUUACCAAAACAUGAUUUUGGUUUCACUUGGUGGAGGCAUGAUUCACUUGUUUGAAUUCAACGAUCGAGAGCUUGUUAUGAAAAGGUCUAUUCAAAUCCAAGUUGAAGUAUCAUGUCUUCAUAUUUGCAAAAUGGAGGAGUUGAACGUCUGUCUUUGUGCUGUUGGAUGCUGGGAGGAUAACAGCGUCCGUCUUUUGAAAAUUCCAGAUCUUUCUGAAAUUCAAAAAGAAAUUCUUCCAGGAGACACCAUUCCUCGUUCAAUUUUGCUUGUAGAGUUUGAUAACUUGCCUUAUCUGCUGGUUUCGCUUGGUGAUGGUCAACUUUUUAAUUUCCGUAUUGGAAAGUCCCUGAAACUAGCUGAUCGCAAAAAAAUUACCCUUGCAACUCAGCCAAUUACUCUUCGCACAUUUCAGUCGCAUGGCAGAACCCAUGUUUUUGCUGCUUCUGAUCGCCCCACUGUCAUUUUUGUAAAAUCGGGGCAGCUACUUUACUCGAACGUGAAUGUUCGUGAGAUUUCGCAUGUAUCUCCCUUUAAUAGUCAUAUGGCGGAAGGUGCUCUUGCAUUUGCAUCUGAUGGUGCGCUCAAGAUUGGCACUAUUGAAACGGUACAAAAAUUACACAUCAAAACCAUCAAGCUUGGUGAAACUCCGCGGCGGAUUGCCUAUCAUGAUGUAAGCCAUACAUUUGGGGUUCUUACCGUGUUUUCUCGCAAUUUGCCAAACGGAGAUUUGGCAGAUAUUUCGUGCCUACGGCUUCUUGAUGGGCAAGGAUAUGAAGUUCUCGACAGUAUUGAGUUGCAGCCGUUUGAAAUUGCGUCUAGCUUGAUUACUAUUCGAUUUACAGAUGAUGAUACGCUAUAUUAUACAGUUGGUACAGGAUUUGCCUUUCCUCACGAAGACGAGCCAGUUCGUGGUCGAAUUUUGGUGUUCAAGGUGAACGAUAUGAGGCUGCUUCAGCUGGUGCACGAGUAUGAUAUUCGAGGCUCAGCAUACAGUUUUGUUUCUGUCCACGGUCGAUUGGUUGCAGGUGUCAAUAGUAAUGUUAUGGUUUUACGCUGGAACUCGGAUACAUCUUUAUUGGAACUACAGUCCAUGAAUCACGGGCAUGUUUUAGCACUUUCAUUGGCAGUUCGUGGUGACUUUAUUUUAGUGGCAGAUCUCAUCAAAUCUAUCACUCUUUUGCAAUUUGAUUUGGCAACAGACAGUUUAAAGGAGCUUGCGUACGAUGCAGACAGCAAUUGGAUGACUGCUGCUGAGCUGAUUGAUGAUGAUACGUUUCUUGGUGCUGAUAGCAGCAUGAAUAUCUUUGCAUUAAGCAAGCAGGGCGACCAAGUGUCUGAAGAAGAAAGACAGCGAUUGCGACCCAAGGGAUGGUUUCAUACUGGUGAGCUUAUCAAUCGAUUUAGAAAAGGAUCAUUGACGUUACAUGCUACAGAUGAGACUCUUGCACUUCCUGCCAUACCGGAAAUUCUUUAUUGUACUGUGCACGGCGCUAUUGGGGUAGUAGCACGGAUUCCAUCUGAUGAAACUGCCAAAAUUUUAUCAACGUUGCAAGAAGCGUUAAAAAGUGUUGUACAAGGAGUCGGCGGUUUAAUUCACUCAGACUGGAGGAGAUAUCGCACAGAGCGUCGAUCCAUUAAGAGUGCUGGAAUUAUUGACGGUGAUUUGAUUGAAUCGUUUCUUGAACUUGACCGUAGUAUGCAGGACCAUGUUUUUACACAAGUUGCUACUCAGGUUGCCGGAUCGACUCCAGUUACAUUAGAGACUCUUACAAAAAUGGUCGAAGACUUGACUCGAAUCCAUUAG
Molecule: messenger RNA, 3297 nt
Organism: Batrachochytrium dendrobatidis JAM81
Lineage: Eukaryota; Fungi; Chytridiomycota; Chytridiomycetes; Rhizophydiales
Exons: 13
Coding region: 1-3297 (1098 amino acids)
Biological process (GO): proteasome-mediated ubiquitin-dependent protein catabolic process; DNA repair
Cellular component (GO): nucleus; site of double-strand break
Molecular function (GO): nucleic acid binding; protein binding
Source: RefSeq, a predicted model, not a curated record